Spirometra erinaceieuropaei is the source of this 780-nucleotide messenger RNA. The record is from the annotation of a GenBank genome assembly. Lineage: Eukaryota; Metazoa; Platyhelminthes; Cestoda; Diphyllobothriidea; Diphyllobothriidae.
AUGGUCGUGGUGGUCGCUCACUUGCUUGCAGGUGAGACUGCGCCUAGCGUCCACUUGCUGGCACUCAACUCUCACGGAGUUGUCUCAGAGGCAUUCGCAGUGACCAAUGGAGUAAAGCAGGGCUGCGUACUGGCGCCUACCCUCUUCAGUCUUAUGUUCUCUGCCAUGCUGAUGGACGCCUACCGCGACGAACGCCCUGGAAUCCGCAUCGCCUACAGGACGGACGGUCACCUCCUGAAUCAACGGCGGAUGCACUUCCAAUCGCGCGUAUCCACAACCACCGUUCACGAACUCCUCUUCGCCGACGACUGCGCCCUAAACACCACCUCGGAAGAGGAGAUGCAACGGAACAUGGACCUAUUCUCCGCCGCCUGCGAGAACUUUGGGCUGGUUAUCAACACGCAAAAGACGGUGGUGAUGCACCAACCGCCACCCAACUCAGCCACAGCCCCCAACGCGCCGCAAAUCAACGUGAAUGGGACUCAACUGCAGGUGGUAGAUAACUUCCCGUACCUGGGCAGCACGCUCUCCCGCAACACCAAGAUCGACGACGAAGUCGCCAACAGGAUCUCGAAAGCCAGUCAAGCCUUCGGUCGCAUCCAAAGCACAGUUUGGAAUCGCCACGGUCUUCAGCUGAGCACGAAGCCGAAGAUGUACAAGGCCGUCAUCCUGCCGACACUACUGUAUGGAGCGGAGACUUGGACGGUGUACGCAAAGCCGGCACGCCGUCUGAACCACUUCCACCUCAGUUGUCUUCGUCGCAUCCUGAGGCUGAACUAG